UAUCCAAAAGUGCUUCAAUUAAGUUCGAAAGUCGAAAAUAAAAAUCAUAAAACAUGUAAUCAAAUCUAUGAUAAUCAAUCAAAAUUAAAAUAAAUACAGUUUAAGAAGUUUAACUACAAGUGAUCUUUUUGAAACUAUUUUAAUUUUAUUUAAUGGUACGAGAUGUAGUGCAAUGUGCGUGACUAUAACUUAACACAAACAUCGACAAUAACAAUAACAAUACAUCAAUAAGUCUCGUCUAACACGCUAAUACUAGUGAUGCUUUGUCCUGCGCGCGAAUCGAAAAUGCGCGUGUAAUGUGCGAUCGCAUCCACGUGCACAAAAACGCAAAAAAUGUUCAACGCGCUGCGGUGGCGCGUGCUACUCUCCAGCAUGCUGCUGGUUGUAGGCGUUGCCUGCUUCGACGAGGAGGAUAUCCCGAAAUUUAAGUUUUCCGCUGAUGAACUGCUGCAUAUGAAUUUUCCGCCGAAGAGCAGUAAUGAUUUAGAUCUGGAUCCGUGCAAAGCAGGUGGUUUCUUGGGAGAUAUUGCAAUUCCCGAUACACCAACUUCUAAACCCCAAGACUAUCAAAAACAAGUUAAUUCCUUCAAACAAGACGUUCUUGAUGGAUUGCAAAUUGAAGAGGAAGGUCUUUCUGACCUGGUGCGUCGCAAAACCAAAAUUGCCCACCAGCAGCAGCAGCAACAGAAUAUACCCACAAUAUUACCAAGUUACAAUGACCCAUCUUUACUGGUCAAUUCCAAUACUGAUACAAAAACCAAAAAAGACAUUCUUAAAAAACCUACUCCCCAAGAACUUAAUCAAAACAGUAAUGGCCGAAUAGUGUUUCAAUAUGCUACUGAGAAUGCCAAAGAUGGUAAAACACCAAAGCCCUAA
Molecule: messenger RNA, 876 nt
Organism: Dalotia coriaria
Lineage: Eukaryota; Metazoa; Arthropoda; Insecta; Coleoptera; Staphylinidae
Product: protein tolkin-like
Exons: 2
Coding region: 334-876 (180 amino acids)
Source: RefSeq, a predicted model, not a curated record